AUGGAUGAAGAGGAGAACCACUAUGUCUCACAGCUCAGGGAAGUCUACAACAGCUGUGACACUACUGGGACAGGAUUUCUGGACCGAGACGAGUUGACCCAACUGUGCUAUAAGCUUCACCUGGAAAAGCAGCUGCCUAUACUCCUGCAGACUCUUCUUGGAAGCAACCACUUUGCCAGGGUUAACUUUGAGGAAUUUAAGGAAGGUUUUGUGGCUGUGCUGUCAUCCACUGUUGGUGUUGGCCCCUUAGAUGAAGAGAGUAGUUCUUUGGAAUCAGCUGCCUCUUGUGCUGUCCCACCAAAAUAUGUGAGUGGCUCCAAGUGGUAUGGCCGUCGGAGCCGGCCUGAGCGGUGGGACUCUACCGCUGAAGCCAAAUACGUACCAGAGCAGCAAGCCAAGGCCAGCCUGAAGAGCCAGCUCCGACGUUCUGCGUCUCUGGAAAGUGUGGAGAGUCUCAAGUCAGAUGAAGAAGCCGAGAGUGCUAAAGAGACUCAAAAUGAAUUAUUUGAAGCACAAGGCCAGCUGCAAACCUGGAGUUCUGAGGUCUUUGGGAGCUCCCAAAAGCCCUGCAGUCCCUCCUUGGACUCACCCGAGAGGCAGGUACGGGGCAUCUGGGAAGAGUUGGGGGUUGGCAGCAGUGGCCACCUGAAUGAGCAGGAAUUGGCUGUGGUCUGCCAGAGCAUCGGACUCCAUGGACUUGAGAAAGAGGAACUUGAAGACCUGUUUAACAAACUGGAUCAGGAUGGAGAUGGCAGAGUGAGUCUUGCGGAAUUCCAAGUUGGCCUGUUCAGUCAUGAGCCUGCUUCACUUCUGGAAUCUUCUACCCUGCUCAAAUCAAGCAAGCCCUGGUCUCAUUGUCAGGUCCCAACAGAGAAYGGCUGCCACACUACCCCUACCACCUCGUCCCUUGUGUCUGUGUGCUCAGGCCUGCGCUUCUUCUCCAACGUUGAUGAUGGUAGUGGCUUUGCCUUUCCUGAGCAGAUCAUCACCACCUGGGCACAGGAAGGGAUUCAGAAUGGCAGGGAAAUCUUGCAGAGCCUGGACUUCAGCAUGGAUGAGAAGGUGAAUCUUUUGGAGUUGACCUGGGCCCUCGACAAUGAGCUCCUGACAGUUGAUGGUGUUGUCCAGCAGGCAGCCCUGGCCUGCUACCGUCAGGAGCUGAGCUACCACCUAACACAAGUGGAGCAAUUGGUGCAGGAGAGAGAUAAGGCAAGACAGGACCUAGAGAGAGCCGAGAAGAGGAAUCUGGAGUUUGUGAAAGAGAUGGAUGACUGCCACUCUGCCCUGGAGCAGCUGACAGAGAAGAAAAUCAAGAACCUGGAGGAGGGGUACAGGGGAAGGCUGAGUCUCCUGCGCUCAGAGGUGGAGAUGGAGCAGGAGCUGAUCUGGGACCAGGCCUGCAGGCAGAAGGCUGCACUGGAGCAAGAUGUGAGCCGCUUGAGGGCUGAGGAGGCCAGCCUCCAUGAGAAGCUCACCCUGGCCCUAAAGGAAAACAGUCGAUUACAGAAGGAGAUUGUGGAAGUGGUGGAAAAGCUUUCAGAUUCAGAGAAACUAGUCCUGAAACUACAGAACGACCUGGAGUUUGUGCUGAAAGACAAGGAGCCACAGAACAUGGAGCUGCCAUCCCAGGAGGAGCAGUUUGCAGUACUCCUGAAGGAAUAUGAGCUCAAGUGCCGGGAUCUGCAAGAUUGCAAUGAUGAGCUACAAGCUGAGCUGGAAGGCCUGCGGGCACAACUGCCUGAGAGUUGGCAGAGCCCCUCAGAGGACCUGGGCACCCAUGGACAGAGGGUCUCUGGACGUGGCCCAGCAGGCAUUUUGUCUGUGGGUGACUCCACUCCAGUGAGUAUAGAAACGGAGAUAAUGAUGGAGCAGGUGAAGGAACGUUACCAAGAUCUCAAGAUCCAGCUGGAGACCAAGGUAAAUUACUACGAGACGGAAAUUGAGGUCAUGCAGAGAAACUUUCAGAAGGAGAGAAAGGAGAUGGAGCAGGCUCACCAGCUUGAGGUUUGCACAUUGGAAAGCCAGAAAGCAGACCUGGAAGCAUUGUAUACCAAGUCUCAGGAGGUCAUCCUGGGCCUGCGGGAGCAGCUGCAGGAUGCAACUCAUGGCCCUGAGCCUGGGCAGACUGGGAUGGAACAGUGCUGUGCGCAGGUGCUGUGUGGCCUGGCCCAGCAACUGAAGGAGGAGCUGCAGCUGAGGCACCAGAACCAACUACAGCAGAUAAGGAAAGAGGCAGAAGAUGUGCUGACCCAGAAACUGUCGUGGCUGGAAGCCCAACAUGUUGCCCGCUGUGAAAGGCUGUCCCUGCAGCAUCAGAGCGAGAAGGACCGGCUGCUGCAGACGCACCUGUGGCGACUGAGGGAGCUGGUGGCACAACUGGACCUGGAGAAAGAGCAGCAGGAAGAGAGAGAGAAGGAGAUCCUCACACGCUGUCAGAAGCAGCAGAUGAGACUGCAGGCAGUGAUGAGUGAGGAACAGGCACAGAUUUGUAGAUCGAUGGCUCUGGAGAAGGAGGAAUUGGAGCACACCUACAGGAAGCAAGUGGAAGGGCUUGCGCAGGAGGCAGAGGCACUGAGGGCCCUCUUGAACGAUGGAACCACUGUGACGGGCCUCACAUCCCUGUGCCUAGGUGGGGAGCAACCACUGGCUCAGUUGGAUCUGAAUACUGAUGGAGAGAUGAGGGAACUGGCCGAGGACACGCCUGGCCAGAGGCGAACUGAAGGCAGGGAUUUACCCAGCCAGCCUCGCUGUGUGGACACCACACAGAACCCAACCCCUGUUCUGGUAUCCAGAGAGUCCUUGAAAAGCUUCAGCCUAGGAGAGAACUGUCAGGGUCCACUCAGUGCUGGGGAGGUAGCUUCUGUUCCCUUGGAGAAGAGGUCAUACAUGCAGCCAUGCGAAGGGAACAAGGGAGCCAUUGCAGAGGAGCCAGUGCCUUCUGCCAGGGCCCCAAUGAGUCUGGGCCAGGCUGAUGCCCAGGAGCUUCCCGUAUUGGCCACAGAGGGGAUGGCCUGGUUGGCUCAGCCCCAGACACUGGAGCCAUGGCACAGCCCAGCCACUUUGGAGGAGCAAGCCAACAGCCUGAGCGGGGACCCAGCCCCUGAGAGUGGUCAUGGCCAGGUCUUUGAGGGGAUGUCCAGGGGUGGUGACAAUGCCCGGGAGACCUGGCUUGAGCACAGCCAGGAGGCUGCCUGUUGGGGGUCCUCCUGGUUACACUCCAAGCUCCCAGACCCACAGCAGCCUGGGCUAGAGUGUCUUACUGCCCUGGAGGAGACAGAGGCCGAAAUGGCAUUGGAGAAAGAGAAGAGUGAUAUGAGAAACAAACUUCUCCAGCUGGAAGAUGUUGUCCGGGCUCUCGAGAAAGAAGCAGACUCAAGAGAGAAUGACAGAGUCGAGUUUCAGAGGCUUUCUGAAGAAAACAUAUUGUUGAAAAAUGAUCUGGGGAGGAUUCAGCAGGAACUUGAAGCUGCAGAGAGCACAAAUGAUGCACAGAGAAAGGAAAUUGAAGAUUUAAAGAGAGACAAAGAAAAGACCUGCCUUGAAAUGGAAGAACUCAACAUACAGAUUCAGAAAUACAAGGAUGAAUUGUCACAACUCAACCGUAGAGUCCUUCAGCUGGAAGGAGAUGCUUCUACACAUCAGGCCCAAAAGGAGAAGAAUCACAUUGCCCUUCAGCUGUUAAGGCAGAGGCUGGAGGAGGCUAGGCGCCGGGAGGAGCAGCAGGAUAACCAAAUCAAAAAACUUGAAGUUGAACUUCAACACGUGAAUCAGGAAUGUCAGAAUCUGAGGCUGUCACAGUCAGAGCUGACAGUGAGCCUUGAAGAAAGUCAAGAACAGUUACACAGCGCCCAUCUGAGGCUGAAGGCAGCCCAAUCCCAGCAUGCACAGGAGGUUCAGCACCUGCAGGAGCAGAAGAGCCAGCUGGUGCCUAGGGCCCGUGUGACUGAGCUGCAGCACCUACUCAGCGUCCAAGAAAAGGAGGCUGGGAGACUACUGGAUGCACAGAGAGAAGAACAUGAAAGGCAGAUGAAAACCAAGGAAGGGCAGGCCAAAGAGGCAGAGAUGUACUUGCAGAAUGUAGAAUGGCUCCUACAAGAGAAGGUGGAUGAGUUGAGAGAACAAUUCAAAAAGAACACUAAAUCUGAUCUGCUGCUCAAGGAACUCUAUGUGGAAAAUGCUCACCUCAUGAAGGCUCUUCAGGUCACAGAAGAGAAGCAACGAGGUGCUGAGAGCAAAAACCGCAUUUUGGAAGAAAAAGUCCAUGCUCUCAACAAACUUAUCAAUAAGAUUGCCCUAGCAUCCCUCUCUGUGUAAAUACUGCUGGUUUCCUAGAAUUCAUUCUAAGGAAUGUUUUGUUUCUGUUUUUGCAGUACUAGGGAUUGA
Molecule: messenger RNA, 4383 nt
Organism: Urocitellus parryii (Arctic ground squirrel)
Lineage: Eukaryota; Metazoa; Chordata; Mammalia; Rodentia; Sciuridae
Gene: Ninl
Product: ninein like
Biological process (GO): microtubule anchoring at centrosome
Cellular component (GO): centrosome
Molecular function (GO): calcium ion binding
Source: RefSeq, a predicted model, not a curated record